AUGAGCAAUUGUUACAAUAGGACUUAUAUUUUAAAGGCAAAUUAACCUUAAAUAAAAUAAGAAAAUAGAUCAAGCAGUAAUUAUAUGGGCUACAAUUAAAAGCCUACUUAAAAUGUUUAAGAAUAUACAAUGAAAUAUUCUGAAAAAACAUAAAACAAAUUCUUAGGUGCUUAUUUUGGAGAUAGAUAAACUAGUGUUUAACAUAGUACAAAUAAUUAUAUCUCACAUAAUUAUAGAUAAAACAUUACUCCUAAUUACUAAGAUUAAAAAAAUGAGUUAUAUUUUAAAUCUUACUUGUAAGAUAAUAAUAAAACUGCUAAUAAAGGAUAAAUCCUUCAAUAGACACUGAAUUAAAAAAAUAGCUAUGAAAAUAAUUUGAACUUAUCAAAUAAUUAUUAGAAAAACUUUGAAUAAACAAAGUAUUUGAUAGGAACUUAACCUUCUUAUUUAACUAAAAUAAUUGAAAAAAAUAACAUUGAAAAAUAUUAGAAAAAUUAAGAUAUCUAUAAAUAAUAGAAUUCAGCAAAAUCUUAAUAUUAAUAUUAAAAUUAUUAAAUAAAUUAACAUUUGCAGAAUGAAAAUUAUACUUACAGCUAAACUAACUAAAAUAAUGUGACUACUCAAAAUAUUCAUUAUCUAAGAACAACUACUAGUUCUUCCAUUACUAAUAGAAAUUUAAACUCUCCAUAACCAAAAUAACAAAAAAGCAUUAUAAACUAAAAUUUAUAAUAAUUGUAAAAUGCAUCUAAAUUCGACCCUCACUCAUAGAUAAAUUAAUAAAAGGCAUUGCAUUAAUUUGUCAAAUAGACAUCUAAUAGCUAACUAAAUUCAAAUAAAAUUGUAUAGUAAGAAGACUACAAUCAGUAUAAUAAUUAAUAAUAUGGUUAUUCCUUUUAAAACUAUUAAAAAAAAGAGAGGAAUUCAAAUUUAUAAAGUAAAGAUCAUAUCAAUCCAAAUAAUGAAGCUUCAUAAAUAAAUAACUAAAGUUAAAAAAUAAAUUAGACGCUCAUUUAAAAAAGUUAAUCAAUUUAAAAUGAUAACCAAAGUAUAAUCAAAAAGUAAGAUUAAGCAUCUUUUAACUCAAAUUCAUCAUAAAAUAAUAUUAGAAAUAAAGACUAAACAAGAGAUUCUGCUUCAUAAAGUUCUUCAAGAAGUUUGAUCACCUCUUAAAAUAAAUUUGAGUUAGCCAGUUAUGAGAAAUCUGAAUUAAAUAAUUUAAAGAAAUAGUAAAUAUAAUCUUAAAAUGUAAACUUAAGAGCUCAAGAAGACAAUUUAAUAAAAGGUAAUUAACAAUCAAAUAUUAGCUCUUCAAAUACAAAUAAAAUGCAAAAUAACUCUUAACUUAAAAUGUAAGAAAAUAAUUAGAAUAAUGCUAAUUGCGAAAGCUAAAACAAAACUUAAAAAAGUUUAGCUGAUACUUAAACUAAUUUAUUGUAAAAUUAAGAAAAUUCUGUAUCUGAGCACUUAGAGCUUUCAAAAAAAAACCCUCUCCAGUAAAAUUAAUAAAAAUCUAAUUAGGAUAAUUAAAAGCAACAAUAACUUGAUAAUGAAAGUUAGACUUAAAAUUUAACUUCUCAAUAAAAUAAUGUGAGUUCAAGAAACGGAAGAAUGGUUGAAUAGAGUUUUUAAGCUAACAAAAGGAGCUCGACAAAUGAUUAAGCCCAGAAAAAAACCUAAUAUAAUUAAAAAUAGAACGACUCUAUAUAGUAGAUUUAUUACACGUAUGAACAAUAAUUAAAUAAUAAAGAGGCAAAAAGUAGUAAUACUAGAAACAAUCAAUAUGUUAUCGAAUCAAAAGAUUUAAAUAAUAGCUAAUAUUUUGAUAAAAUAAAAAUAGGUCUACCAAAUAUUGGUUUAACAUGCUAUAUUAAUUCUGCAAUUUAAACUCUAAGGUAAGUUUACUAUUUUGAUUAAAAAAUAUUUGAAAACCCUGGCUUUUCUAAAGAUUUUUAACAACUAUUUCAAUUCAUGGAAGAAAGAAAUACUUCAAAAAUUACAUUUUUGAUUUAAAAAAUAGUUGAAAAAUCUAAAUAAAAUCAGAAACACACUUUUGGUGGAGAUGCCUACAUGUGUGUUUAUAAUCUUCUUUCUGAAAUUAAAAAAUCUUUACCUGAUAACUAAAAAUAAUAAUUUGAUGAUUUGUUUUUGCGUAAUUAUAAAGAUAAAUUAAAGUGUGGUAGAUGUAAAAGGUAAAAAAUUCCAAAUGAUAAUUAAUUUAUAACCUGUUUAGAUUAUUAAGAAUUUGGAUACGAAUGCAGUAAAUUAGAUGAUGCCUUUUAAGAUAAUAGUGAUUUAGAUUUGUUUAAAGAGAUAAAUAGUGAUGAUCUUAUUUGCCCUUAAUGUAGAGACUAACUGUAGUCAAUCAGAAAAUAUAAAUAUGCACCUAAGUUUAUGCUAAUAAGAUUACUAUCUUUUAUUCCAAAAGAACGAUGUCCAGAAAUCUUAAAAAAAAAAUUCGAAUAUUUAGUAAACUUAAAAACAACUUAAAAAUAUGAAAUAAUUGGAUUCUGUAAUUAUUAUGGGUAUCACUAUACUUAUACUGCAAAAUACAAUAAUAAGUGGAUUGAAUUUAAUGAUUCAAAUUCUUACGAAGUAAGUCCAGAUUGUUCUAAAGCAAUUUAUUUUCUAUUGAAAAGAAUAUGA
Tetrahymena thermophila SB210 is the source of this 2643-nucleotide messenger RNA. RefSeq names its product ubiquitin carboxyl-terminal hydrolase family protein. The transcript has a single exon. NCBI's taxonomy places the organism in Eukaryota, Ciliophora, Oligohymenophorea, Hymenostomatida, Tetrahymenidae. The record is from RefSeq and is a predicted model, not a curated record. Gene Ontology annotation, molecular function: cysteine-type deubiquitinase activity. Gene Ontology annotation, biological process: protein deubiquitination.